Penicillium egyptiacum is the source of this 14364-nucleotide messenger RNA. Lineage: Eukaryota; Fungi; Ascomycota; Eurotiomycetes; Eurotiales; Aspergillaceae. The record is from the annotation of a GenBank genome assembly.
AUGGUUGAACCUGAGAGUCCGCAGAUUUCAACCAGCGCUGAAGCUCCGGUUUCUGCAACGUUAUCUAUUGAUGACGGUGAUUCAACAUGCAAAGGAACACCAACAUCAGACAAUUGUAUCGCGAUUGGCUCGCCCAACAAUCUUGCAACUUCAUCUGCUCAGGAGGAGAGAGCAUUGAGGCCCAGACUCAUUGUACUGAGCGCGGAUAGCCAGGAGGAUUGCCGGAAGCUGAUUGUGAGAGUCGCACGCUAUGCCAUGGCGCAAGACAAAUCGGUCGAUCCCGAUAUUCUGCUCGACCAGCUGUCGUGGAGAUUAACCCGGAGGCCGAUAUUUGAUUAUCGGGCGGCAUUUCUGGCGUAUGGAUUGGACGAUAUGGUGGGACAGCUCCGGACACUGGAACAAGAGCCCAUCAUUCGGCGAGAAAGAAAAAGCUCCCCUCGACUGGCAUUUAUUUUCAGCGGCCAAGGUGGACAAUAUCCGCAAAUGGGACGCGAGUUGCUUGAUGCCUGUCCUGUAUACGCGAAGUCAAUCGCUCGCGCAUCUCAACAUCUGGCUGCAAUCGGUUGUCCAUGGGACCUGGUGACCGAACUCACUAAGCAUCCUGAAACUUCACGGAUUGACGAGCCGGAAAUUUCCUAUCCGUUGACAAUAGCUGUCCAGCUUGCCCUUGCAGACACUUUUGCUGAGAUUGGAGUAGCUCCAUCUUUUGUUUUGGGACACUCUAGUGGUGAACUGGCGGCUGCUUACUGCGCAAAGGCAAUCUCAUUUGAAGAGGCAGUGACAGUGUCGUACCAUAGUGGCCACCUCACCAGUGCCCUAAAAGGAAAAGGUGGAGGACUCUCUGGCAGUAUGCUAGCAGUUGGUGCUUCGUACGAAAUGAUCACUGCUUUGAUUCACACUGCAUCAGAUGCAGCCACUACUGCUGGAAUUAAAAUAGCCUGCACCAAUAGUCCUUUGAGCGUCACGGUUUCUGGCGACGAUAGUGCAAUUUCACGCCUACAGGAGAUCUUGGAGACCAGGGGAAUAUUCAAUCAAAAGCUUCACACUGGCACUGCCGCGUAUCAUUCGCAUCAAAUGGCUGAGAUUGCGCCCGAGCUCUCACAGAAUCUGGAGAGCCUCAAGGGCGCUCGUGCUGAUCCCUCCGUCGUAAUGGUCUCAUCGUCGACAGGGAGUGAGACUGGAGGAACAAUUCUUGGCGCGGAGUACUGGGUGAAAAGCCUGGUUUCGCCAGUGCAGUUCAUGGAAGCAACCAAGACAUUGUGCCAAACCAGCUCAGGUUCAAAGCGAGUUGAUUUUCUCUUGGAGAUCGGGCCACAUUCGCAACUCGACAAACCCAUCAAGGAAACUCUUCAGACGGUUCUUGGUGAUGCCAAUAGCAUUGCUUACACCUGCACCUUGAGACGAGGAUUUGAUGCCCAGGCUCGUCUGCUUGAUACGCUCAGAGUACUGUUCCUUGAAGGGGUUUCCGUAAAUCCACAGCUGGCGAUUCCUCCAGUCGACUGGGAUGUCUUUGCAAGCGUGCCCGACUGGGGAUUUGAUUAUCUAACUUCUUCAGGUGAGGGGAAAAUCGACUCUUUGGAAGUAGCCAAGGGCCAGUUUCCAGCACGCGGGGUCCUGUCAAAGAACUGGCGUCUGCAGCCUGACCGAAUAUGGAGAAGAUUCAAUCAUUCUCAGACUAGCACUGUGAAGAAACAAGCACCGAAAACAGAAAAUGAGAAGAUUCUGCACCGCAUAAUAUGCGAGGAAUUGGAUUUUCAGAAUAACCUGAUAGGUAAUGAGGACAGCUUCUUCCAACUUGGAGGCGACUCUGUCCUCGCUGUGCGUAUCUCGUCAGCAGCAAGGCGCGCCGGAUUGCUCCUCUCAGUGUCCACAAUCCUUGGCCAUGCAAGAUUGGUUGACAUGGCACAGGCAGCUGAACCCCUCGUUGAACAAGAAGAUAUCGGCAUCAAACCAUUCUCACUGCUCAGCGUUGAAAUCUCAGACUUAUUGGCUGAAAUAUCUCGCGACUGGGCGGUGAAAGCCUCAGAGAUCGAAGACAUUUAUCCAUGCACACCACUGCAGGAAGGCCUCAUGGUGAUCACCCAAAUCGACCCACAUACUUACACUCAUCAGACGGUUUAUACCCUCUCCCCAGCCAUCGACGUUGCAAGGUUUUGCAAGGCUUGGGAACAAACCGUGAAGAGUACCCCAAUCCUCCGUACAACGAUUGUUCCAACGCAAUCCGCGGGGACCUGUCAGAUUGUAACGACACGAGGAAUCGAAUGGCAAUUUCCCUCCAAUUUGCAGGAAUACUUGAAGUCAGAUUUGGCAAAGGGCGCUGCCUAUGGAAGUCCUCUUGCGCGAUAUGCACUUUCUGAGAUUCACGAUGGAUCAACAAAAUUCAUUUGGACUGCCCACCAUGCCCUCUAUGACGGAUGGUCGCUACCUAUGAUUUGGAAAAGAGUUGAAGCAAUCUAUCACUCCGAUGAUCAUAUCACCAUCAGUCCGCCGCUAGCAGUUCCAUUCAACCGCUUCAUUCGUCACAUACAGACUGGGGACCAUGAAUUGGUAGACGAUUUCUGGCGGACACAGUUGUCAGGCUCUAUGCCGUCCAAAUUUCCCCAGCUACCCUCUGUAGGCUACCGGCCCCAGGUGAACGAGGUUUUCGCACAUGAGUGUAACAUCUCCAGUCUCGAUGGGACUGGGGUCACUCAGUCCACGGUCAUCCGGGCGGCAUGGGCGAUAUUGAUGAACGAAUACCAUGAGGGCUGCAAUGAUAUUGUCUAUGGGUUGACCACAAGUGGAAGAAACGCCGAUGUGCCCGGAAUAGGUGACAUGGUGGCUCCCACUAUCACCACUGUGCCGUUUCGCGUGCGGAUAAAUGUCGACGAACGCGUAGACGCGUUCCUUCACAGACUGCAGGUUCAGGGAAUCAACAUGAUCCCGUUCGAACAGGCUGGAUUGCAAAACAUUUCAGAGCUCAACUCCGAUUGCCGCCUUGCCUGUGAAUUCCAACACAUCCUUGUUAUUCAACCAGGGCAGAGGGAGGACACUGCCAAAAUCUUCCCUGGAAUCACAUCAAUCCAGGCGACUGAACUUCAUGCCUACGCCUUUAGUGUGCAAUGUAUACUGCAUGUCGAUAAAACCACCAUUCAAAUUGAGUUUGAUAAUUCUCUGAUCAGCACAUUCCAGGUUGAACAUAUUUGCAGCCAGUUCGAAAAUAUCCUGAACCAGCUCACUCUCGACGGAUCACGAACAGUUGGAGCUAUACAAGCAAUCAGUGAGCUCGACCUGAAUCAGGUGUUGAAAUGGAAUUCCGGAUUUCCCAAGAUAGAGACACGGUCUGUGACUGCACUCAUCCAGGCCCAAAUGCAUGCACAACCACACGCUCCAGCUAUCUGUUCUUGGGAUGGCAACUUUACAUAUCAGCAACUUGAUAGGCUAUCCAACCGUCUCGCUCAUCAUCUAAUUGAUUUCAAUGUUGGGCCGGAAGUCUUUGUGCUGUACUGCUUUCCGAAAUCCGCCAUGACCAUUAUUUCAAUGCUGGCUAUCAUCAAGGCUGGUGGUGCUGGUGUGCCAUUAGACCCCGAAUACCCCAAUGAGAGAACGAAGGGGAUUGCUGAGGAUGCUCGUGCAACAAUCGUCAUUACCAGCCCAGAGCUGAGUGCCAGGUUCGAAGGGAUUGUAUCUACGGUCGUAUCCUUGAGCCAGGACUUCCUCGACCGCACAAGCCGCGAAGAUCCAGUUACGCCUCAUCGAGCCCAGCCUUGCAACGCACUUUAUAUCCCCUUCACCUCCGGAAGUACUGGAAAGCCAAAGGGUAUUGUCAUUGAACACAGCAUGUUUGCUUCCAGUGCAGUGGCUCAUGGCGAGCUCCUUGGAAUCGGCUCGCAGUCGAGAGUAUUCCAGUUUGCUGCCUAUACAUUUGAUGUGAACUUCGCAGAUAUCCUCACCUCACUGAUUCGAGGGGCUUGCAUCUGCAUUCCAUCUGAUAUGGAAAGAAUGAAUGACAUAGUUGGAGCAAUCAACCGAACGAGGGCAAACUCUGCAGUGUUAACUCCGACCGUCGCGGCCAUGUUUACCCCAGGACAGGUUCCAACCUUGAAAACGCUUAUACUUGGUGGGGAGCCCUUGACCCGGGAGAACGUUCGAACAUGGGCAGAUCAUGUCAAUUUGUGGAACACCUACGGACCAGCCGAAUGCUGCGUGUACUGUACCGCGUAUCCUCUUCGCACUCCAGACAGUGAUCCAGCCGUGUUGGGCCAUGCCCUUGGAUCGGUCAACUGGGUGGUCAACCCAUUGGACCACAGCCAGCUUAGCGCUGUUGGGUGUGUUGGCGAGUUGGUGGUUCAGGGUCCAAUGGUCUCUCGUGGCUAUCUCAAUGAUCCCGAGAAGACCAACGCUGCAUUCAUUGAAAGUCCACCGUGGCUACCGAUCGAUUCCCCAAAGGAGCAUCAGAGGGUCUAUAAGACCGGGGAUCUUGUGAGAUACAAUGCAGAUGGAACCAUCACCUUCGUCGGACGGAAAGAUACUCAAGUGAAGGUUCAUGGUCAAAGAGUUGAACUUGGAGAAAUCGAGGCUCAUCUAUCCUAUAACUCCCAGAUCAAGCAUGCACUCCUCGUUGUCCCUAGCACAGGGCCCUACAUUGGGAGACUCGUCUGUGUGCUUUCGCUUGACGAUACAUUGAUAAUGGUCGCAAGUAGAAACGUAGACGAGAUUGAACUGAUUGACAGUUCCCAGAAGGACACCGCUGCCAAGAUAGUCGCAAUCAGUCGCGACUAUCUAGGCGAGAAGCUGCCUCGAUACAUGAUCCCUUCUGCAUGGGUAGUUUUAAAGGCUAUCCCUCUGAAUGCGUCCCGGAAAAUGAACCGAAAUGUUCUAAAGAAUUGGGUGGAGGCAAUUGAUGAAACCACAUAUCGCUCUAUCGCGGAUGUGUCGAAUGCAAAAGCCACAAGACAACCCACGACACAGCUAGAGAAGCAAAUACGCGACGCAGUCAGUGUAGUACUCGCGUUGCCAAAGGGCUCGAUUGGAUUGGAACAUUCGUUUUUGGGUCUCGGCGGAGAUUCCAUUUCCGCGAUGCAACUCAUGUCGCGUCUUCGCACUAUGAGCAUUCGGCUCAGCGUACAGGAUAUAUUGCGAUAUCGCACUGUCGAGGCUCUGGCAGGGCACGCACAUGUAGCGGAUGAGUCGAUCAAUGAUGCGCUGGUUGUUGAAGAAAUUGACGACUGGGUCGAUCUCGCACCGAUCCAAAAGAUGUUCUUCGAGAAGCAGCCCAAUGGGCAAAACCAUUUCAAUCAGAGCUUUGCACUCAAACUUUCAAGGAAUAUCCCAGACAAUAGAAUCGAACAAGCCAUUCGAACUCUGGUUGACCGACAUGCCAUGCUUCGCUGCCGUUACGGAAAACCCGAUGGCAUUUGGCGACAGAAAGUCACAUUUGAUGCAUCUGGAUCAUUUAUCCUACUGCCUUCACAACGAAUGAGUUAUGAUGAAAUGGCAGCGACUUUCCGCGACAUACAGACUCAGCUGGAUGUGGAGAAAGGGCCAACUCUUGCCGGGAUAACGUGUUAUGUCCAAGACGCUCGAUACCUCUUCUUGACUAUACACCAUUUGGUAGUUGAUCUCGUUUCAUGGCGUGUUAUAUUGGAGGAACUGGAGGAAUUGUUGGUCUCCGGGGCACUUCAGUCAGAGCCCAGCAUAGACUUUCGAAACUGGGUCAGGUUACAGGCUCAAUAUGCUUCCCACAACCUGUCAUCAGAGGAUGUACUCAGGGCUGAUACUCCGAGCCCCGAUUUUGGCUACUGGGGAAUGUUGGAGCAUCCAAAUAUUGUGGGAGAUACUAUCGAAACAUCCUUUCUCCUUGACAAGGAAAGAACGGCCCUUUUGCUGGGAGAAAGUCAGGAGGUCUUGGGGACUCAACCGGUGGAAGUGAUGGUGGCAGCGCUCGUUCAUUCAUUCCGCCAUGUCUUCCCCGAUCGGCAGGUUCCAGCGAUAUUCAUGGAAGGCCAUGGUCGCGAGUCCUGGGACCCAACUAUUGAUAUCACCCGCACAGUAGGAUGGUUCACCACGAUUUACCCGGUCAGUGUGGACCUGGGAAGCGGUGACGAAUGGUUCGAGACGGUGAAGAGGACAAGGGAUGCUCGGCGACAGCUGCCUCGUAAUGGCUGGUCAUAUUUCACUGCCAGGCAGCUCAAUCAUGAAGGAGCGCAGUCAGUCGAUAGCUCUGAAAUGGAGGUCCUAUUCAACUACGUCGGGUUGUAUCAGAUGCUCCAGAGGCCGGACUCACUGUUUCAACCAUCCGGAAUUUCUGGACAAGAACUUCAGGAUUUUAGCUCCACGAUGGAACGCUAUGCCUUGUUCGAUAUCUCGGCCGCUGGUGAGAAUGAUUGUCUGCGCUUCACCUUCACGGUCAACAAGUAUAUGCAGCAUCAGUCCGAUAUUCAGGAAUGGGUGAGGGAGUGCCACCGUGUUUUGACGGAAGGCAUCGAUCAGCUCAUGGAACGACCCAACGUCGCAACUUUGGGAGACUUUGACAGGCUGAUGGACACACCUUCGGGUAUCCGCAGAUUAACUGAGGAAAUCUUGCCUGCAAUUAGCGUUUCAGGUGUUGAUCAGGUGGAAAGCAUCUCGCCCUGCUCACCAAUGCAGCUGGGAAUCUUGUUGGGCCAACUGAAGUCCCAUGGUGCCUACGAGUUGUACACUAUUCAGGAGGCAAUUGGCGGCGGAAAGGGCGACGAUGAUGCUGCAAGAAUUCUGACUGCCUGGCAACAAGUCGUAGACCAUCAUGCGGCUUUGAGAACGGUCUUCAUUCGGAGCAGUGAAUCUGACACGCUAUGGGGCCAACUGGUGUUGAGGUACAUGCAAGCACCCGUUCGAAUGAUAGCCAGCGAGGAUCCGAUCGCGGCUCUCGAAAGGACUGAGCCGAUGAGGGCUGCUGAUGGAGUCCCUAUGCACCGGUUCACCUUAUGCCAUGGAGCGAACGGGCAGUUAUUCUUCAAGCUUGAAUUCAGCCAUGCUCUGGUUGAUGGGACAUCCGUACAGAUUAUCUUACGGGAUAUCAAACGUGCAUUCAGCGGGCAAUUCAGCAAAGCCUCGGCAGCGCUGCCUUAUAGUGAAUAUGUGACAUUCCUUCGGCAGCAACGGAAGCGAACAUGCCUGGAGUAUUGGAAGGCAUAUCUACACAGCGUCCAGCCAUGCCAUUUCCCCAUUCUUGAUGAUGGCCGUCCCCAGACCCACCAGUGGAAGACCAUCAAAGUCGAAUUGCCGGAAGUGACCAACACUGCCAUACGCCAAUUCUCAGACACUUACGGCAUGACUCUCGCAAAUGUUGUGCAAGCUGCUUGGGCGCUGGUUCUCCGGACUUUUACAAGCAGUAACAGUGUCUGUUAUGGUUAUCUGACGUCUGGUCGUGACGCUCCACUUGCGAACAUUGAGGAUGCAGUAGGACCGUUUAUCAACAUGCUGGUUUCCCGAGUGGAAUUCGACAACUCGACCUCUGCCCUAAAUUAUCUGCAGACCAUUCAGGACGACUACUUGCGAGGAAUGGCUCAACAAUAUGUAUCUUUAGGUGAGAUGCAACACGCUAUUGGGAUGUCGGGCCAACCUCUCUUCAAUACCGCCAUUUCCUUCCAGAGGCGCUCCGCACCAAGCGAUUCGAGCGAACUUUCCUUGAUUUCUGUUGGCGAAUAUGAUCCAUCCGAGUUUGAUAUCGCAGUCAACGUGCUAAUGGGCCCUGACGGAACGGAGGUGCAUCUUACUCACCAGAGCUCCAAAAUCUCAAGUGGACAGGCCACCAACAUCGCCAGCGUAUACACGACCAUCAUUUCCUCGCUUUUGGAAGCCCCAAAGACACUGGUAUCAGACUUGAAUCUGAUGAGUACUCACAGCAAAAGCCAACUGCAACAGUGGACUGCUAAUAUCCCAUCUACGAUCAAUUCUUGUAUGCAUCAUGUGAUAUCACAACAAGCGCGCAAGACACCACAUGCCCCUGCACUUCACUCCUGGGAAGCUGACUACACCUACGCUGAACUGGACAAUGUCUCAACCCGGCUGGCGCAACAUUGGUCUGCUUACGGCAUCAAACCAGAUGAAUGCAUUCCGCUAUGUUUUGAGAAGUCCUUAUAUACUGCCAUUGCCUUGUUAGCUGUACUCAAAGCUGGCGGUGCUUUUGUGCUUCUUGAUCCCAACCACCCACCUGACCGCCUCAAGGGGCUAUUAAAUGAUCUAGAUGCGAGAUUCAUUAUCGCUUCCCCGAAGACUGUUGAAUACUGUGGAACUUUGAUUGAGACAGUGCUUGUCGUGUCACCGUCAAUUCUUGAUUCCUUACCAGAGGGUGGUGACACCGCAAUCUCAACAACUGUCACCCCCCAAAAUAUCAUGUAUGUCCAGUUUACCUCUGGAUCUACCGGCAAGCCUAAGGGUGUAAUUGUCGAGCACUCUGCUGCGUGUUCCUCCGUUCAUUACCACGGGACGGUGAUGGGAUUCGGCACCAGUUCUCGCACAUUCCAGUUCUCCUCAUACACAUUCGACGCAGUCAUUCUCGAAAUUUUCACGACACUGUAUCAUGGCGGUUGCGUUUGCAUACCUUCAGACGAUGACCGAAUGAGCCACAUGGGGGAAGCCAUACGGCAGAUGAAAGCCAAUAUCAUGUUUAUGACCCCAACCCUCGCCCAGUUGUUUGAACCAGAGGAUGUGCCCACUCUGAAGACUCUGAUGGUUGGCGGAGAGCUUAUCAGCACUAAUACCACCGAUAUCUGGGCGAAGAAAGUGAAUCUACUCGGGGGAUAUGGUCCAGCUGAGUGUACUGUCUUUGCAGCCUACAAUCCACUGAGCGCCAACGACUUCCGGCCAGAAGUUAUUGGAUACCCUGUCGGCUCAGUCGCCUGGCUCGUGGACCCCUGGAAUGACAACAGGUUAGUCCCAGUUGGCGCUGUGGGAGAACUCAUUGUCCAAGGCCCGAUCGUUGGGCGCGGCUACAUUCAUGACCCACAGCGCACAGAGGCAAGUUUCCUAUCGAAUCCCGUCUGGUUGUCGGAAUACAAUGGCAGCCAGCAGCACCGACUUUACAAGACGGGCGAUCUUGCUCGCUACAAUUCAGAUGGGACACUCACCAUUCUCGGACGAAAGGAUACACAGUUCAAGCUCAAUGGACAACGCAUUGAAGUCACUGAGAUUGAACACCACAUCAAUGCCCACUUCCCACAGGUACUGCAAGUUGCCGCUGAUGCCGUAGUCCCACUCCAUGUUGGUGGGCGGCCAUUGCUUUCGGUCUUCAUCAAUCUGCAGGGUAUGAGCAGCCAGGCCAAAGAUGCAGCUGACAUUCUCUUACCGAUGACCGACAGCUGUCGCGCGACAAUGUUUGAGAUUGAAACCCUUUUGGCGAAGACUAUGCCGCCCUACAUGAUUCCCCGCUUGUGGUUUCCAAUUUCCCGGAUGCCGUUGUCCACGUCUGGAAAGACAGAGCGCAAGGUGUUGAGAGAGUUGGGUGCUUCGCUCUCAGAGACACAAGUGGAACAGUAUGCAUUGGGCAGUGGAGCCAAGCGAGAGCCCUCAACUGAGAUGGAACGCAAACUGAGCAAGCUCUGGAAGCGUGUACUCAAUGUGUCCAAGGUCGGCCUAGAAGACAGCUUCUUCCGACUUGGGGGUGAUUCCAUCACAGCCAUGCAACUCGCAUCCACGGCUCACAAAGCAGGAAUUCAACUUCCAGUGGCUGACAUCUUCCAAAAUCCCCACUUGAUUGACAUGGCCGCCAUCAUAUCCAACUUGCAGACAACAAACCAAAUGGUCGAGGUUGGUGUUGCCGAGCCGUUCAGUCUUUUGAGGCCGGGAACGAAUGUCGAGCAAUUCGUGAAGUCUGCUGCGGAAAAAGCCAACAUCAAAUCCCACUGGGUUCAGGAUCUCUACCCUUGCACGCCGUUGCAAGAGGGCAUGAUGGCGUUGACAACCCGGGAUGCUGGAUCAUACGGCUGGCAGGAUGUCCUCGCACUUCCUCCGUCCAUGGAUUUAGAUCGCUUCCGUUCGGCGUGGCAAACAGUAGUUGAUGAGCUAGGAAUAAUGCGGACACGGCUGGUUCAAAUGGAUCAUCACGGUACCUACCAGCUUGUCAUUCAACCGAAGAACAGCCCUAUCGCUUGGCGGUACGGCGAGUCGCUGGAAGAGUACCUCCGCCAGGACAAAAAAGAGCCGUUUGGAUAUGGGACACCUUUGUAUCGGUUUGGCAUCGUGCAUCAAGAGUCCAAAACGUAUUCUGUUUCCAGCGCGCACCACACCAUUUUGGAUCGCUGGUCAAUAUCUCUGAUGAUGGACCGCCUCUCAUAUCACUAUUUGGCACAAAACGCACCUCCAACCCCGCCGUUCAACGCAUUCAUCAAAUGGAUGUGCUCUCUUGAUCCAGAAGUUUCCGACCAGUAUUGGAAGUCACGCUUCGCUGGGUUGGCUGCCGUGGAUUUCCCUCGCGUUAUGCCAGGCCAUCGUGCGCGAGCAACAGCAGUGGCAAAGCACUCUGUCCCUACGUCGUCUAUAAAGACUUCAGCCAACAUCACCAUUUCGACACUUCUCAGAGCAGCAUGGGCAGUCACCAUUAGUCAACACACCGGCUCAGAAGAUGUGGUGUUCGGGAUGACGCAGACCGGUCGCAAUGCUUCCGUGAUAGGCAUCACGGAUAUUGUGGCACCGCUUAUCACGGUCGUACCUUUCAAAGCUGUGGUUGGCAAGCAGGUGUCGGUCGCCGAGUUUCUGCAGGGAAUCCACCAAGACACAGUUUCUAUGAUUCCCCAUGAGCAUGCGGGUCUCCAACAUAUUGCCCAGCUCAAUCAGGACUGUCAGGCGGCCUGUAAGUUUCAGAAUCUGCUCGUGAUCCAGUCCCAACAGCACCAGCAGAAGGCAAAGCUCCCCCUGGGCCUUGAGCGCCUGGACGUGGUUGAGAAUGAUGUUUUGGCUUAUGGAAUUGUCUUGGUGUGCGACCUCACUGAGAGUGCAGUUACCAUCCAAGCUGCGUUUGACCCAGAGGUGAUCUCGUCAACCAAGGUGCACACCCUGUUGGCGCAGUGCGGUCACUUCUUCCAGCAGCUCAACAAUUCUCAGUCCGCUCCCUUGCUUCUUAAAGAUCUCUCGCUCGUUGGGGAGCAUGAUAUGCAGCAGCUGAUGGUCUGGAAUCGACCACUUAGCGCUGAGCGGGUCGACAAAUGUGCACAUGAGUUAAUCCAAGCGCGUGUAACGGGCCAGCCUGGGUUAUUGGCCGUUGACGCUGCAGAAGGCCAAUUCACGUAUGCUGAACUGGACGAUAUUUCCACUAGACUCGCUCACCACCUUCGAGAUUCUCGUGGAGUCGGUCCCGAAACAAUCAUUCCUCUUUUCUUCCAUAAGUCAGCUUGGGCUGUGGUUUCCAUUCUCGCCGUGAUGAAGUCUGGUGCCGCUUUUGUCUUCCUAGAUCCCGCUCAUCCGGUCGAUCGGUUGAUGUUUAUCGCACAGCAAGUCAAGGCGACGUCCAUUAUCACGACUCCAGAAUUCUCACCCAUAUGGGAGUCGACUGCCCUGAAGCCGCUGGUGCUCACAAAGAGUUUUCUGGACGGACUUCCUAUUCGAAAGCAGCUACCUGUGACCGGUGUGAGGCCACACAAUGUCCUUUAUGUGAUAUUUACCUCUGGUAGUACUGGAACACCCAAAGGCUGUGUGGUCGAACAUGCAUCUUUCCUGAGCGGUGCUGUCCAGCACGCUCGACGAAGCAAGUUAACUAUUGGCACUCGGAUCCUCCAGAUGGCACCAUAUACCUUUGAUGUCAGUAUUCUGGAGACACUGACGGGGUUAUUGUCCGGUGCUUGUCUCUGCCUACCUAGGCCAGAACAUCAGAAUGCUCCUGUUUCCCAGAUCAUUCAGGAGUUGAAAAUCACAUGGAGUUUCUUGACACCUUCCGUCGCCCGAACAAUCAAACCCAAAGACUGCCCUAGUCUUGAAACUCUCGUUCUCGGUGGAGAGUCACUAUCGCGCGUGGACAUAGAGACUUGGGCGGACCAGGUCCAUUUAUGCAAUGGCUACGGCCCCAGUGAAUGCUCAGUUGCUGCUACAGCCAACACAUGUAUCACUGUGGAGACUGAUCCGGCCAACAUCGGCAGCACGAUGUGCUGCAACGCCUGGGUGGUCGACUCAGAGGACCCGAACGUUCUGUUGCCGAUAGGUGCAAUUGGAGAGCUCCUCAUUCAAGGUCCAAUUGUCGCUCGAGGAUACCUAAAUGAGCCGGAGAAAACCAAGGCCGUCUUCAUUGACACGCCUGCCUGGCUGGAUCGUUUGGAUUCACCCAUGAUGGUGGAGGAUCGUCUGUAUCUGACAGGAGACUUGGUUCGAUAUAAUGAUGAUGGCACUGUGCAUUUCGUCGGUCGCAAAGAUACCCAGGUCAAGCUCCGUGGGCAGCGAAUUGAGCUAGGCGACAUUGAACAUCACACCUCUUCUCAUCCGUCAGUCAGACAUGCCGCGGUUGAACUUCCGAAGGCCGGCAGAUAUCGGGACAGCUUAGUGGCUGUGUUAUCAUUACGCGACAUAGCCCUACACUCGUCUGAUGUGCCGACCGAUAAGGAAGAGCUUGCGCCAGUCUUUGGCGAUCAACUUGAUGCAGUCCGCAAGUCCAUCUCAGAUAUACGGACAUAUCUGGAGCAACGGCUGCCUCCGUAUAUGGUACCGAGCUCUUUCUUUGUGCUCAAGAAUAUUCCGCUCUUGGGAUCAGGCAAAAUCAAUCGUCCCAAGAUAAAGGCCUGGCUAGGUACCAUGAGCACCGACGUUCAGGAGCAGGUCGCUGCCCAAGCGUCCUUGUCGGCAACUCAUACCGCACCUUUGAUUGCUCACGAUCAGAUGACUGCUCUCGCUAUCAGCGAUCGGAUUACGCAGCUUCUCGCAAAAGACGACGAGGAAUAUGGGAUGACCAUUCGCAACCGAGACAUCGCCCUGGCACCUGCAGGCUUGAACUCCAUUUCCGCCGUCUCUCUUGCGGCGUAUAUCAAGAACGAAUUCAGCGUUCAGCUUUCGAUCGAUGGCUUGUUAGAGGCAUCGAUGACCGUCUGUGGUGUCGCACGCAUGAUUGAUAAUUCCAGGUGCGACCCUGCCGCGACCAAUACGUCGUCUUCGUUAAAUUUGUCUUCGAAGAUUGAAAAGGCAAUUGCAGACUUUUAUGAAAAGGCCGCGUGCGGACCACUGCAAAUUCCUCAGUCAGCCAGGUCACAACACCCUGAGACGAUCUUGUUGACCGGUGCGACUGGGUUCCUCGGGAGUCAGAUACUCAGACAACUGUUAGAGUUAUCGCAAAUCAAACGCGUAAUUACCCUGGUACGUGCUCCUGACCACGACCAAGCCAGAUCCAGGGUGAUUGAAUCGGCUCGGAAGAGCAAAUGGUGGCACGAUACCUAUUCCGAUCGUCUUGAGAUCUGGGUGGGCGACUUGUCACAAUCGGACCUAGGAUUAGAUGCUGCUCGAUGGCAAUGCAUUGAGGCUCGGUCACAGUCGUCUUCUCCGAUCGACGCGAUUAUUCACAAUGGAGCAAUCGUCCACUGGGGCUUCGACUAUCAAGGGCUUGAGGCUGUCAACGUCACUAGCACAAUAUCUCUCCUGGCUUCUCUCACCCGGUCGCCGAGACCACCGCGUUUCACGUUCAUCUCGGGCGGUCAGGUAUUUUUCGGAGACGAUAAAAACCGCGAUGAAGUCGAGGCGUUCGCUCGGAUGAUGAGGACCGCCGGUGGAUAUGCGCAAACCAAGUACGUAGCCGAACAGCUAGUCAAGGAGUUCGCCCAGAGAUACACCACACCGAUUGCGACAAUUGUGAAGCCAGGGUUGAUCGUCGGAACCGUCGAUUCUGGAGUGUCAAAUACGGAUGACUUUUUGUGGCGCGUUGUGGCUAGCGUGAUUGAGAUUGGGGCAUUCAACAACACAGGAUUGGACGGCCUCAUCCUCGUUUCCGGUGCCCACCAGGUUGCUUCCGCCAUUCUAAGGGAUGUUCUCAACCCUCAUCCCCAGGGCCAUACUGUGGAAACUACCAUUCGGUGUGGUGUCCACGUCGGGGAGCUAUGGGAGAUGUUGCGCGAUGAAUUCGGUUACCAACUGGAACCCAUCGACGCCGCGGAAUGGUUGGGCCGGUUAAGAGCACAAUUGAAAGCGCGUGGUGAGAAGCAUCGUUUGUGGCCAGUUUUCCAUUUGCUGGAAGCCACUGGCGGGCGCUUGGGUGUCCCUAUGCCGGCCCAUCUGCGGCAGGACGAGCAUAAGGAUGAGGUCCGAGCUUCUCUCCGGAAAAGCAUUUCCUAUUUGAGGAAAAUCGGGUACUUAUCAGGAGCCAAGACUGUCAAUGGAGGGUCUUCCUUGCCAAAGGAACCUGUCUUUGCACGCUCAGGUGGCAGAGUCCGGAUAUGA